Molecule: messenger RNA, 928 nt
Organism: Lactuca saligna
Lineage: Eukaryota; Viridiplantae; Streptophyta; Magnoliopsida; Asterales; Asteraceae
Source: the annotation of a GenBank genome assembly
AUGAUCAAACGAAAUAGCAGGGGAAAAACGGGGCCAAUCUCCGGCAGGCCCUCGUGGAUGCGCGUCUCGUCGCCAGCAGUCAAUCGGAAGGGAGACCCAGCAAUCGCAGACGACCUAGGAAACACCUUCGAUCGCAAGGAGGGACGGAGAGGAGCACCUCUAGUGCUUGACUGGAUCGACGAUGGUGAAUGGAAGCAGCAGCAUUUGCCGAUCCCUUGGAGACUACCACCUGAUUGUUUUGUUUGGAUAAAGAAUAAGGAAAAUGAAAGCAGAUGGGUGGAUCGGUGGGAGCAAGGGAGAGACAAAGGUGGUGACAGGGGGCUCCGGUCGUUUUGCUCGAUAAUAACAGGAUUGAUUCUUGACUGGAGUUGAUGAACUCAUAAGGGAUGUUUGGGUGUGGUUCUCGGCAGUGAAGACAGAGAGGAGUUGUGAGGGUGGUGAUUGGUGGUCUCCAGGCUCCACUGGUGGUCAUAGCAACAACCACAGAGGUGAUGAUUAGUUAUCGGAACAGGAGGAGCACAAUCGGGGUUGUGAAGUCGAUUGGAAGGAAGAAGAGAAACAAGAGUGUUGCUGCUCUUUUGGUUUCACUGGAAUAGCUCCUCCGAUGGAGGACUUUGACAAACAAUUAAAGAAGAAAAAGGGAGAGAGAUGGAUCGAAAGUUUGAGUGUGUGGAAUGAAGAAAGAUUUCCAGCUACAUUCUGAUUAUCUUCCACUGAUUUUAGAUUUUGGGAAGACUUUGGUUGAUUUCUUUGUACUUCCAAAUCUAUUAGUAUCGUAUGUGAUUAUUUGUGUGAGUGUGAAUCUUGUAUAGCUUCCUUUGUGUGAGUGUGUAUGUUGUAUAGCUUCCAAUUGAAGUAUUUAUAUAAAUUAUUGAAAUAGUCAAUGGCUGACUUGGCUAUAUAUUUCUUUUUACAAUAAAACAUGUGC